AUGAAGUCUGUAGACUUUCGCUUGUUUCAUGUCAGCAAACAACUCAAAGUAUGCAAAAGCUGUUGCUUUUUCUGUUUUUCUUUGUGUCUUCUUGUCUUUGUCUUUGUUGGUUCACAUCAAAAGCCUGGCGCUUUUGAUGUGAGUCGCGUGUGUGGUUCCACUGGCGGCAGCUAUCUUAUUUCUAUCAAGAAGCUUUCAGGAAGGGGCGAGCGCUUUCUUAUUUCUAUGCAUAAAACCAGCGAACAGAGGGUAAAGCAACAAGGACAACAGGGAAUCACGCUGCGAGCUUAUUUUAGUCCCAAAGUUUCUUUUUUCUUUCAAUGUUGGAGAAUUUAUUUAGAAUUUUUCAAACCACUGCUUAACGUGCUACUCCCACAUCGAGAUGAUCAUCAUUUUCUUGUAAAAGAAGAUAGACCUAAUUACAUGUUCAACAGAUGAAUCAAAAACGAAAAACAGCAGCUCAAGUUAGAUAGAUACGGAUCAGCAUGCAUCGGCAAUCUGUCG
Amoebophrya sp. A25 is the source of this 504-nucleotide messenger RNA. Lineage: Eukaryota; Dinophyceae; Syndiniales; Amoebophryaceae. The record is from the annotation of a GenBank genome assembly.